Bufo bufo (common toad) is the source of this 2381-nucleotide messenger RNA. RefSeq names its product single-strand-selective monofunctional uracil-DNA glycosylase 1 (gene SMUG1). The transcript is spliced from 3 exons. Gene Ontology annotation, molecular function: single-strand selective uracil DNA N-glycosylase activity; oxidized pyrimidine nucleobase lesion DNA N-glycosylase activity. Gene Ontology annotation, biological process: base-excision repair. The record is from RefSeq and is a predicted model, not a curated record. Lineage: Eukaryota; Metazoa; Chordata; Amphibia; Anura; Bufonidae. Bases 44 to 919 code for a protein of 291 amino acids.
UGUGAAGUGUCCAGACAGUGGGGCAGAGGGAGACGCCAUCUUUAUGAAGCCCUUUCACCAGGAAUAUUUUAUGGGGAGUGGGCGGGGCUUCAGUCCGCAGCAAGGCUACAGCACUGGAGAAGAAGGUAUGAUUGUCGCUCAGUCCCAGCCUAAUGCAUCUCCUGACCGAUAUGCCGAGGAGAAUCCUGCUGAUGGUUUCCUACAAGCAGAAUUAGAGUUGAACUUGAAGCUGGGAAACCUGCUCUUUCAGGAUCCGGUAAAGUAUGUGUACAACCCCCUGUUGUAUGCCUGGGACCCUCACGAGAAGUAUGUCCGGACGUACUGCCAAUCGAGAAAGGAAGUGCUGUUCUUAGGAAUGAACCCUGGACCGUUCGGGAUGGCUCAGACAGGGGUUCCAUUUGGGGAGGUUAAGCAUGUCCGUGACUGGCUUCAGAUCGACGGACAUGUCGGUAAACCACAAGUGGAGCAUCCAAAAAGACCUAUACGUGGCUUUGAUUGUCCCAACAGCGAAGUGAGUGGUGCUCGAUUUUGGAGUUUUUUCAAGUCCAUCUGUGGCCAACCUGAAGUCUUCUUCAAACACUGCUUCGUGCACAACCACUGCCCGCUCAUAUUUAUGAAUCAGUCCGGCAAGAAUUUGACUCCGACAGACCUGCCUAAAGCACAGAGGGAUUCGCUCCUCGAUAUCUGUGACGAAUCCUUAUGUCAAGUUGUCAAGACUCUUGGGGUCAAAAUGGUGAUUGGGGUUGGCAAGUUUUCAGAGCAACGCGCGAGAAAAGCCUUGGCUGCAGAAGGCAUGGAGGUGACUGUGAAAAGCAUCAUGCAUCCGUCCCCCAGGAACCCGCAGGCCAACAAAGGAUGGGACAGUGUGGUGAGGGCGCAGCUUCAGGAGCUCGGAGUGAUGCCCUUACUGACUGGCUAACAGGACCUGCCAUUAGUAAUCGACCGAAUGCCUCCUGACACACUACAUUUACCACGUUCAUUCCAGUCGUUUACAUGUCAACACAUGUAUGUAAGAUACGGAUCAGAUCUUGUAUGUUUUUGUACUGUAAUGUUGUUGGUGUAUGUGUAUUAUAUACAGUAUUUUCAGAAACGAAUCAAAACAGUUCCCAGCUGCUAAACAAGCAAUGUCCAAGCUUCCUGUAGAGCCUCUGCGGCUCCUUACUGCCAAGCAACGAAAGAACAGAUGGAAUGGUAAUCUCUUCUUGUGCGACCAUGUAUAGGAUCACACCUGAGCUUUUAUGAAGGUAAUUGGAGAGAUUUUCUAUAGCCAAUUUAUGUAUUAUGCUUAACCCCAGCACUCAUAACUCUCCGACUUAUGUAUGUGAUAUGGGGGAAUCGUAACAUAUGGCCUCCUUUCAACAUCACUUCAGUUUACAUGUAGAAUUAAAGUAGGGACUUUAAAAUUGAUGGGCAAUCAAUAUGAGAUUGAUUGGAUCAUAACUUUGCACCCCCCAUUAAUCAGCUGAUUAGAGGGAUCACGGUGCUCUGUCAAGUGCCAUGUUCCUUGCCAGGCACAGCUUUGCAUUUCUUCUGUGUUUUUCACCCGCGCCUGGUUUUGGCUCACAGUCCCUGACCAAACACUGACGUGUGAACUUGAUCUAAAAGUAUGAAGCUGUGUCUGGCAAAUAGUGAAGGGGAUGUGGCGAUUGAGAGUUGAACCCCCAAUCAAUCUUGUACGCUGUAAUGUUCCUCGGACGUUAUGUGAUUGUGGCAGCCAAACUCCGCUGUGAGAUGUAGCUUUAAAUGGCUGCUGCGAUCUCGUAAUUUGGUGUAAGGAAAGUGAACAGGAAGGCCUGAGGAAAGAGGGUAGUGAAGGCGCAGGAAAGGUAAAUUACAAUUUGGUUUAUUUAGCCCAUGUGAAAAGCGGAUUCAGAAAUGUUGAACCACAUUUCUACUUUAUGAACUUUGGUUUUCAGUUACAGUGUAUAUUUAUAAUCCAGGGUUCCUCCCGGCAAAUUGUCUCUAUAGAUUUCACUCUUGUGAUCUGCAUUCUGAGAAAUGUAAGGGGAGAUUUAUCAAAGUGGUGUAAAGUAGAACUGGCCUAGUUGCCCACAGCAACCAAUCAGAUUCUACCUUUUGUUUUCCAAAGGAGAUGUCAAAAAUGGAAGGUGGAAUCUGAUUGGUGCUGUGGGCAACUAAGCCAGUUCUAUGUUACACCAGUUUGAUAAAUGACCCCAGUAGUUUCUACAUCAGGUAAUGUACAGUAAUCUAAAAAAACUAACUAUGCCACUACAGUAUUACCUUGUCAUCAGUUUCCAAAGACAACCAGCAGAACUGUGAAUGCAGCUCUGGACUCUAAGGGUCCAUUUAUACGUCCAUAUGAAUGGUCCGGAUCCGUUCCGCAAUUUUUGCGGAACGGGUGCGGACCCAUUUAUUUUCAA